Molecule: messenger RNA, 2550 nt
Organism: Eublepharis macularius
Lineage: Eukaryota; Metazoa; Chordata; Lepidosauria; Squamata; Eublepharidae
Gene: RBM23
Product: RNA binding motif protein 23
Exons: 16
Coding region: 257-1714 (485 amino acids)
Biological process (GO): mRNA processing
Cellular component (GO): nucleus
Molecular function (GO): RNA binding
Source: RefSeq, a predicted model, not a curated record
AGGAGGAGGAGGGAGGGGGGGAAGGUUCUGGAGGGAGAAGCGUCCGCCGCCAUCUUAGCGUUGCUGCUGCUGCGGCCGCGUCGGAAGAAGGAGAAGCGAAGGACUCGGAACCGUCUCGGGACAUAAACGCCUGCCGGAGACUAACGCCGAAAGGGAGGGGGAGGUUGUGAUCAAAUUCCUCGCUUGCUAAAAAUCCUUCUCCACUAGCAGCUCCUUCAUCUCGGGGUGGUGGGGAGCCCACCUGUUUGGGCCAGCCAUGGAUCCGGCGUUCCCCAAUCCAUCCCAGGACCCAAGUCAAGAAGACGGCAUGGCAUCGGAUGACUUCGAUAUUGUGAUAGAGGCCAUGCUGGAGGCCCCAUACAAGAAAGAGGAGGCCCAGCCUGGACCGUCAAAGCCUCCAGCUGAUCCCCCCACAGUGCAGCCCCCUCAGGAGGAACAAGGAAAAGAAGUAAAGAAAGACAGCGCCCCCAGCAGUAGUGGGGAGAGCAGCAGCAAAAAGAAGAGGAGCAAGAGUCGGAGCAGGAGCCGUGACCACAGACACAGGAGUGGCCAAAGCAUUGACAGUCUGCAACCCCCUCCGAUGAUCUGUUCCCCUUCCAGCCGCAGUCGGGACCGAGACCGCCAUCGCAGGCGCAGCCGUAGCCGGGACCGCCGCAGCCGACACCGGAGCAGAAGCCGCCAUCGGAGCCGCAGCCGAGAUCGUAGGCGGGGGGGCAGCAGGUCCCGCAGCAGAGAGCGCCGGAGGGAGGAGAGAGUGCGCUAUCGUAGCCCACCACCUCCUGGGCGACGGUUUGGACACAGCAAGAGUCCCUUGUACAGAGAGAAAAGCCCCCUCCGGGAGCCUUUGGGCAGCCUCAGCCCGGAAGAGCGUGACGCCCGUACUGUGUUCUGCAUGCAACUGGCUGCCCGCAUCCGCCCCCGUGACCUUGAGGACUUUUUCUCUGCUGUCGGCAAGGUACGUGAUGUGCGGAUCAUCUCCGACCGGAAUUCCCGCCGUUCAAAGGGCAUCGCCUACGUGGAGUUCUGCGAGAUCCAGUCUGUGCCGCUGGCUAUUGGGUUAACAGGGCAGCGCCUCCUAGGUGUGCCCAUCAUUGUCCAGGCUUCCCAGGCAGAGAAGAACCGGCUGGCAGCCAUGGCUAACAACCUGCAGAAGGGCAGCGGUGGACCCAUGCGGCUCUAUGUUGGCUCCCUUCACUGCAACAUCACCAAAGAGAUGCUGCGUGGGAUCUUUGAGCCCUUUGGCAAGAUUGAUAGCAUUGUGCUGAUGCGUGACCAGGAUACUGGACAGUCCAAGGGCUAUGGCUUUAUCACGUUUGCAGAGGCAGAAUGUGCCCGGCGUGCCCUGGAGCAGCUAAACGGUUUUGAGCUGGCCGGCCGACCCAUGCGGGUGGGACAGGUCACUGAACGGCUGGAUGGGACCACCGAUAUCACCUUUCCUGAUGGUGCAGAUGAGCCUGACCGGGCAGGCCUUAAUCUCGGCACCACCGGCUCCCAGCUGCAACUGAUGGCCAAACUGGCAGAAGCAGGUUCCGGGAUCCCACUGUCAACUACAGCAGCGGCCCAGGCUGCCCUGCAGCUCAAUGGAGCGAUACCCCUGGGAGCACUGAACCCAGCUGCCCUGACAGCUCUGAGUCCAGCCCUGAAUCUGGCUUCGCAGACGUUGGCCUCACAGUGCUUCCAGCUUUCAGGCCUAUUCACUCCCCAGACAAUGUAAUGCAACCCGGUUUCCCCCUGCCCUCCCUCCCUCUCCCACGGAGCCUGGAGGGGGACUGAUCAUCUCCACCCCAUCACCACCUUUCCACCCGCACUGGAUACAAGGCAGGGGGAUGGACUCUGAAGGAAACCUCUUGGAGGCCCUUUCUCAUGUGAACUGGUUUUACUUUGACGUCCUGCCCGCGAUGCGCUGAGGGUUGGCGUUCAGUCCCCAGUUCCGGAAUUGUAAUUGGAGGUGGUGUUAUCCUAUGCCUGGAACCCUCAGAGGGACCGGGGAAUCCAUUUUCCCCGAACAGGGGAUUGCAGCAUCUGUUCUUUAUUUUUUGCCUCCCAGCAGAGCCCAGUGGAACUGUGGUGUUGGGAUAUAAUUUGCCAUCUCUCUCCCCCCCCUCCCCCUACUCUCUGAUGGUGUGUCGUGGGUAUCUGCCGGAUGCCUUUUGGAAAUGUCUCAUUUGCAGGUGGGAGGGGGGUGUAUAUAGAGGGAAGGGGUGGGGAGAGGCAAGAACUGGCGUUUGGGUAGAAGGUGGGGUCCAGAGGGAUGCCCCUCCCUCCCCGGGCAAUGUUUUGUUAUCCCCUCUAAACCUGUACUGGGCACAUACAGUGUGGGGAUGUUGUCUCAUUCCUCCUCUCCCUUGCCCCUCCCUCUCUUCCUGGGGCCUGUACCCUCUUCUUGGUGUUCCUGUUCCCUCUUGCUGCACCUUCCCCUCCCCCUCAGCAUCCCCCAGACCACCUCUUUCCCCUGCCCCCAACCUUCAAAGGUAUAUUUUGGUUUUCUUUCUUUUUAUCUGUCUACUUUUUUUUUGCUUAUAAAUGAAUAAUAAAAGUCACCAAAAGUAA